This is a messenger RNA of Cetraspora pellucida, 1503 nucleotides long. The record is from the annotation of a GenBank genome assembly. NCBI's taxonomy places the organism in Eukaryota, Fungi, Glomeromycota, Glomeromycetes, Diversisporales, Gigasporaceae.
AUGGAAGUUUCUGAUGAUGGUGCAUUCAUCAAUACUCUUAAAAAGUAUUUUUCAUCAUUAGAUGACCUUGUACACCCAGAUACCACCAAUCCGAAAUUAAAAGAAAUAUCUAAAUUUGACGAAUUAAUGCAUGUAGCUUUCAAGGAAUUUUCAAGUAUUACAACUCAAAGUGUACUUGAACUUCGAAAUACUUUUCAACUUAAAGUUGUUCAUAAUAUUGAAAGUUUUACAAAACGUGAUAUAAUAAGAAAUCUUCAAGAUACUUUAAAAUUUUCAAAAGAAGAUAUUUCAGUCAUUUAUGAUAAAUAUUAUACUGCUCAAUUUUAUGGUAAACAAAAAAGUGCUCGUAAUGAUUCUAGAAUGGAUUUAACUACUUUCUAUCGAUUUAUUGGAAGUAUUACUAAUUGGGCUAAAUUAGAAGAUGAUGAAUUAAAUAAUAGUGAAAAUGGUGAACCAAGAGAUAAUCAAGGUCGUAGAAUCGUUGGAUACAAAAUAAUUAAUAGAUUAUUUAAUCAUUUUGAUAAAUCCUCUUCUGGUGGAAUUACUCUUCAAGAUGUUGUUACUGGACUUGGUGAAAUUAAAUUUGGUGAUAUGAUGUCAAGAAUUUCCCUUUUUUUCAAUUUACAUGAUGGUGAUAAAGAUGGUUAUUUAUUAAAAGAAGAAAUUUUACAAUUAUCUGAAAGUCUUUUAUUUAUCUUUCGUUUUAGACAAGAUGAUGGUCAUCUUAAUUCUGUUUCAAAUUUUAUUAAGAAUGCUUUUGAAUAUAGUGAUCCUUCAAUUAAUCAAAAUGAUUUAAUAGAAAAUGUUGAAAUUGUUAUAGAUGCAAAACGUAAAAGUCGUGAAGAUGGUGAACGUAGAAUGUCUUUUCCUUCUUUUCGUAUGGUUAUUUUGGCUGAUGCUUAUCUUGAAACUUUUUUUGAUGUUGAUUUUGCUUCAACUUUUCAAUUGGUUGAACCACCUGAUGAAAGACAAAAAGGUUUAGGUCGUGAAAUAUUUAAUGCUCUUAUGUCGGAUGGAAUGAAAUUAGCUAAUAGUUUUGGUAAAAGAUUAAAUAAUCGUAGAAAAUCACAACAAAGUUCUUCUUCAAAUGAACAUAAAAAAUCACAAAGUUCUAAUAAUACUUCAUCAACUAUUCAAAAAUCAAAACGACCAAGUAGUAAUACAUCUAUUACUAAAUCGGAUAUUUCUGAUGUAACAAGUUUAUCUUUAAAUGAUGAAUCUAUAGAAUCAUUUGUUUCUAUAGAUUCAAGUGAAAUACCACAAAUUGCUUCCAAUUCUUCAACUGAUGAAGAAGAUGAUGGACUUUUACAAGAAGUUGAUAGACUUUUAAGUGAAUAUAGUAUUAAUGAAUCUGAAUCAAAUUUAGAUGAUGAAAAUAGUAUAAAUUAUGAUGAUGGUAAAUUAUUUUUAUUUGGAAUUGGAAUUAACGGACGUCAUCAAUCAAAUCAUCUUAUAGAUUUCAUGGAAGACGAUGUAGAUAAGUUACUUGAAGAAAUACAAUGA